Molecule: messenger RNA, 1186 nt
Organism: Gilbertella persicaria
Lineage: Eukaryota; Fungi; Mucoromycota; Mucoromycetes; Mucorales; Choanephoraceae
Exons: 5
Coding region: 130-1134 (334 amino acids)
Biological process (GO): mRNA splice site recognition
Cellular component (GO): cytosol
Molecular function (GO): mRNA binding
Source: RefSeq, a predicted model, not a curated record
UUUCAAAUGUUUUGUCUUAUAACCUUGUGAUGAUAGCAAAAUAUAUAUAUAUAUAUAUAAAGAAGAGUGUUUCAAACUUUAUUCUUUUUCUUUCUCUUCUCUUCUUUAUCUCAUACACAGAUUCUUUGCAUGUAUUUGCUAUCACCAUCAUCAUUGCCAAACAAAACAACAUUAUGGAUGGGCGAACUGGAAAACUGGAUGGAUGAGUAUUACAUUCAGAAGCUUUGGUCUAGUUUGAAUGCCAAUGUCAUUGUCAAAGUAAUUCGAGACAGAAAAACCUUAAUGAGUUCUGGUUAUGCUUUUGUUGACUUUAGAUCUAUUUCUGCUGCUCAAUGCGCACUCGAUAUGUUUAAUGGGGAAUUCAUACCCAACACAUCAUGUAUUUUUAAAUUAAAUUGGGCUUCAGGAGGAGGCAUCGUUGAUCGCAGAGAAGAUAGGCAGCCGGAAUACUCAUUGUUUCUUGGUGACUUGAGUCCUGAAUGUUCAGAUCAAACGUUGUGGAACAUUUUUUCUGCUCGCUAUCCUUCUUGCAAAUCAACAAACAUAAUGAAAGAUUCACAUACUGGUAUGUCUCGAGGCUAUGGGUUUGUACGGUUCCAUAGCGCAAUAGAUCAACAGCAAUGUCUUUCAGAAAUGCAAGGCUUUAUGAUUGCCCAUCGACCUAUUCGGGUAUCAUUGGCAACGCCAAGAAGGAAGUCAACAUGGGAGCAUUCCUCUUGUUUUGUACCGCAGCGAUCGAACACUACCGUAUUUGUUGGAGGACUUUCUUGCCCUAUCAGGGAAGAUGAAUUGGAACAGUAUUUUUGUAUUUUUGGUGAUAUUGUCUAUGUGAAAAUACCUCCGGGAAAGGGUUGUGGAUUUGUUCAGUUUGUCUUGAGACAGUCAGCUGAAAUGGCUAUUGAGCAAAUGAACGGCUAUCAGAUAGGGUCUUCUAGAAUACGUCUCUCAUGGGGGAAAUCACAACAACCUUUUACGACAUUGCUUCAACAUCCAUUCCAAGUAGCCAACAAGAGUCUAAGUUACAAUACAGAGCGCUAUGGAUCUAUGCUAUUAUCUCGUCCAUUUUCACCUGUUCAUUUGAAUCAGUUCUAUAUCUUAGAUAAAGAGACUUAUGCUUCUUUUUCAUCAUUUUAAGUACUAAUUAUUAUUUAUUAUACCAUUUUUUUUAUAGUCAAUAAAAUAUUUA